GUUUCCGCUUGAAGCUUUAAAUGAAAUGAACUUAUAAUUUAGAAAUGAACAGAUAAAUAAUUUAAUUUGUAUUUUCAUAUAUUUACUCUUUAAGUGUUAAGUCACAGUUAUCUGACCGGAAGUCUGUCGUUCACCGUUCACGUCACAAUUAAACUCUGGAAACAUCAGCGGAAGCUUUGUGUUAAUGUGACCGUGUUUCCCGGGGGACAGAAUUGUCAGCAGGACAGCAGAGUGCGGCUGGAGAACAUGUGAACGGUCGUUUCCGCUCAAGUGUGUUUAUUGUUCAUUUAUCAUUAAAUUCAACGAGAAGAAGAAGAAGAAGAAGAAAGGAGCGGAAGUAACGCAAGUAACGCAAGUAACAAUCUGAAGAAACAAUGAAGAAGAAAGUUGACCACAGUGCUGAGGCGUCUUCAGAACCGGCCUCUGACUACGUGGUGGGUCAGGUGUCAGGGAGUUUGUUUAAGAAGAGUUCUGCGGCGUCUGGCUCGCUGGCGGCAUUGUUCAGCACCACGACACCGGCUGCGUCUCUUCUGUUUCAGCCUGCGCCCGAGCCGGUUCAGAGGGGCUCGGAGCAGCAGCAGCAGCAGAAGGAGACUCCAGAGGUCAAAGGUCAGAAGAAGAAGCUGCCAGAGAAAUCAGCGGCCGAACAGAAGCUGGAGAACAGAGAGAGCAGCCUGCAGGAGGCAGACGAAGACGAGCGAGGGAAGGGGACGUCCGUGAAGAAGAGGAAGGCUUCAGGGUCGGGUAGAGAGAACGAUACAGAGUUGUGGGUGAUGAAGAGGCAGAGGACGAAAGCCUGCAGAGAGGAAGAGUCAGUGAAGAGAAAGAGGACGGUGUUUGUGGGUAACCUGCCCAUCAGCUGCACCAAGAAGACCCUGCGGAGCCUCUUCAGGAAUAAAGGAUCCAUCGAGUCCAUCCGCUUUCGCUCUGUGGUCAGAGAGGAUCCCUCCAUAUCCCGGAAAGUCGCAGCCAUCAAACGCAAAAUUCAUCCCAAGAAGCAAAGCGUUAAUGCCUACGUGGUGUUUACAGACGAUGACGGCGUCGCCAAGGCGUUGGAAAGUAACGGCACGGAGAUCGAGAAAGACUUCCACAUCCGAGUGGACCGAGUGACUGACAGCUCAUCACACGAUCACAAACGUUCUGUUUUCGUGGGGAACCUCUCGUUCGAAAUAAACGAAAGUGCAUUUCGACAACAUUUUGAGGAGUGUGGCUCAGUGGAGGCAGUGAGACUCGUCCGAGACCAGAACUCUGGGCUGGGGAAAGGAUUUGGAUACAUCCUGUUUGAGAGUCCCGACUCGGUCCAGCUGGCGUUGAAACUGGACGGCUCGAAGCUGGAGGGCCGAGCCGUCCGGGUGAAGAGGUCCGUGAAGAAAGAAAAACAAAAGAAGAAAACAAACGACAGAGGAACCACAGGGAGGCCGGGAAGGGGCCCCGCCAAGAGCGCCGCCAAGGGCGCCGCCAAGGGCCCCGCCAAGAGCGCCGCCAAGGGCCCCGCCAAGGGCCCCGGGCGGGAGAGAGGAGGUUUUAAGUCUCAAAAGAAGUUCAUAGGAAACCAGCAAAGGCCGACCAAAAGCUCCGGAUCCUUCAAAGGACAAAUGGUGGAUCCAAUUAAAAAGAAGAAACUGAAGAAGAAAGUGAAGCCGAACAAAACUGUUCACAUCUGACCCGAGGAAACUUUAGACUGAGCACAUGAUUCAACUUCUCAAAGAAAACACAAGUUUCUACCUUGUUUUAUUGGACAUUUUCUGUUGCUGUUCUUUAUCAAAAGGAUUUUCUUAAACCUUUAAAUCUGUAAAUUGUGAACACAAAUAAAUUCAAAAGUUUCA
Molecule: messenger RNA, 1826 nt
Organism: Hippoglossus stenolepis (Pacific halibut)
Lineage: Eukaryota; Metazoa; Chordata; Actinopteri; Pleuronectiformes; Pleuronectidae
Gene: rbm34
Product: RNA binding motif protein 34
Exons: 11
Coding region: 375-1664 (429 amino acids)
Cellular component (GO): cytosol
Molecular function (GO): mRNA binding
Source: RefSeq, a predicted model, not a curated record